AUGCUGACUGGAAAGGACGGACUCGAAAAUACAUCUCAAGUUCAAGAGAUCGGCCAACAUAUUCUCGUACAGACUCAUCUCUUGAAAAAACCAGUGUGGCGCUGUCAAGACUCUCGAUUUAUCCUUGUUAUAGAAAAUAUUUGUGCUGCUCCUCUCCCGGCGUCCAAUGGUCCUCUAAAAGUUUACAAGAACCAAAACGCCAACAAUGUCGGUAUACACUCUACCACGAUUCUCAACAGUGAACAUUUACGAAGAAGCCAAGUUCCUGCUGACCCAAAUGCUAUCAAUGCAUCUGUUGCUCGAACGCUUAAACUAAUGGGGACGCUGAAACUCGGCUCGAAGAACACAUUGGUGGGCAAGAACUCUGAAGUGGUCAAGCAGAAUAUCGAGUAA
Messenger RNA from Sclerotinia borealis F-4128, 393 nucleotides. The record is from the annotation of a GenBank genome assembly. Lineage: Eukaryota; Fungi; Ascomycota; Leotiomycetes; Helotiales; Sclerotiniaceae.